Messenger RNA from Talpa occidentalis (Iberian mole), 1513 nucleotides. RefSeq names its product distal-less homeobox 2 (gene DLX2). Gene Ontology annotation, biological process: negative regulation of transcription by RNA polymerase II; cell differentiation; embryo development. The transcript is spliced from 3 exons. Gene Ontology annotation, molecular function: DNA-binding transcription factor activity, RNA polymerase II-specific; RNA polymerase II cis-regulatory region sequence-specific DNA binding. The record is from RefSeq and is a predicted model, not a curated record. Lineage: Eukaryota; Metazoa; Chordata; Mammalia; Eulipotyphla; Talpidae. The coding region runs from base 366 to 1346 and encodes 326 amino acids.
AGACAAUCGUAAAGCCGCUCGGGGCCGCUCACCUGCUCCCGCCUCCCGGCGCCCCGGCCCGGCCCGGCCCCGCCACCCCUGGCCCCGCCACCGCGCGCCCCCGCCCGCGCCCGCGCCCGCGCCGGCGAGCAGCCGAGCAGGCGGAGAGGCGGAGAGAGGAUGCGGCCGGCCGCGGCGGUCCCGAGCGGUGCACGGUGAUCGCCUCCCCCGGAGGAGGAGUUGCCUAGACCGUUGCCACAUUUCUUGUUUUCCUCCCCCGCCCCCCGUAAUUACAUUGGCUGCUGGAGGGCACUGGGAGAGACGGAGGAGGCGCCUCGCUUCCCCCUCGCGCCCGCCACCCCGGCUCUUUCCCGUCCCGGGCCAGGAUGACUGGAGUCUUUGACAGUCUGGUGGCUGAUAUGCACUCGACCCAGAUCACGGCCUCCAGCACUUACCACCAGCACCAGCAGCCCCCGAGCGGCGGCGGCGCUGGCUCCGGGGGCAGCAGCGGCAGCAGCCUCCACAAGCCCCAGGAAUCGCCCACCCUCCCGGUGUCCACAGCGACCGACAGCAGCUACUACACCAACCAGCAGCACCCGGCGGGCGGCGGCGGCGGUGGGGGCUCGCCCUACGCGCACAUGGGUUCCUACCAGUACCACGCCGGCGGCCUCAACAACGUCCCCUAUUCUGCCAAGAGCGGCUACGACCUGGGCUACACGGCCGCCUACACCUCCUACGCGCCCUACGGAACCAGUGCGUCCCCGGCCAACAACGAACCUGAGAAAGAGGACCUGGAGCCUGAAAUCCGGAUAGUGAACGGAAAGCCAAAGAAAGUCCGCAAACCCCGCACCAUCUACUCCAGUUUUCAGCUGGCGGCUCUUCAGCGGCGUUUCCAAAAGACUCAGUAUUUGGCACUGCCCGAAAGAGCCGAGUUGGCGGCUUCGCUGGGCCUCACCCAGACUCAGGUCAAAAUCUGGUUCCAGAACCGCCGCUCCAAGUUCAAGAAGAUGUGGAAAAGCGGUGAGAUCCCCUCGGAGCAGCACCCCGGGGCCAGCGCCUCGCCACCCUGCGCGUCGCCGCCGGUCUCGGCGCCGGCUUCCUGGGACUUCGGCGCGCCCGCGCGCAUGGGGGGCGGCGGCCCGGGCAGCGGCGGCAGCGGCGCGGGCAGCUCGGGCUCCAGCCCCAGCAGCGCGGCCUCGGCUUUCCUGGGCAACUACCCCUGGUACCACCAGGCCUCCGGCUCCGCCUCGCACCUGCAGGCCGCCGCGCCGCUGCUGCACCCCACGCAGACCCCGCAGCCGCACCACCACCACCACCACCACCACGGCGGCGGGGGAGCCCCGGUGAGCGCGGGGACGAUUUUCUAACCCCGGGGAGCCGGCGCCAGAGACUGAGCGAGCAGAGACCAGUUCUGGUCCGCGCAGGCCCCCAGAGCCAGAGGGUCCCUCCGGCCCGGCGGCUGACGCCCCCCACCCCGCCCGGAGGUGGCGGCCACCACGCGCGCCCCGGGCCCGGCCCCCUCCGCGCCCACCGA